Molecule: messenger RNA, 999 nt
Organism: Glarea lozoyensis ATCC 20868
Lineage: Eukaryota; Fungi; Ascomycota; Leotiomycetes; Helotiales; Helotiaceae
Exons: 2
Coding region: 1-999 (332 amino acids)
Source: RefSeq, a predicted model, not a curated record
AUGACUACCCCACAACUCUCACCACUUCCUUCAGAGCGCCCCAGUAAAAACGCACGAACACCACUGCCUUCUGGGGCAAGCUUACAUCCGAAUGGUCCCAUCAAUAGUGCCUCUUCGAGUACUACUCCCAGACGUCCCGUCAGUGGAUUUUGGAAAUCAGUGAAACAUGCUCCGAAAGCACCUAUUCCAAUUGCGACCACCACUUCAAGAUCCGAAAUCGACUGUCUGAUAGACACUGUUUCGGGAACACCACUCGAGCCUAUUUUGAGAUCCCUCUCGGAUUUCAUCAUUCAGAACCGCGUACAAUACGACGAUCUACUACGACGACAGAAAAAUGCCAUGAAGAAGUACGUUGUCGAGGAGCGCGAGGUCAUGGAAAAGAUGUGCACCGACUGGACUGACGAGGUCGAGAACGACAUAAGACUCUUCAUAGCAACAGAAAUCACAUCUGAUCGGGAUCAGUCAACCAUUCCUAAUUCUGAUUCAAGCUAUCGAAAGGUUGAAACUGCUCAUGCGUUAUCUCCUAGUCCCGUGUUUUCUAUUAAAGUAGAGCCUACAGACACAAUAGACUACCAUCAAGAUUCGUUGCCCGAAUACCGCCCAGUCACGAGAGAUGAAAGAAUUCAAGUCCGAGUAGCCAACUUGCUUCGGAAUUUUCAGCAAAGGUCAUUAAGAUUAAAGAAGUCUGUUAGCCAUAAGUUCUCCCACUUCGCUGCCUUCGACAGGAAAGAGCACGAGAGAAUUACAUACGAACAAGAGCAGAAGCUUCGCAGCCUUAUUGAAGGGUUGAUAAAUCAUCAGAACUCACAAUCAAACAAUGACUUUGCAGCCCAAUCGCCUAUGACCUUGCCAGUGAGAGACAAGAGAAACAUUCGGGGGAGCGUCGAUUUAACAGGCGAUGAGGUCGAUGCGACUAUGGAUGAUGGAAAUACUAAACCGGCUGAACGGGCUAUACGUGGAAACAAGUCCAAGAAACGCAAGGUUUCCGACCGACCUUGA